UGCAGAAAUACGGUUCAGAGCGCGUUUCUGAUUGAUUUCUAGAUCGCAUUUGCAAUAUGGACUAAUACCCUCUGUUUAUACCUUGCACGAAUACUUCUGCUAAAGUUUGUCCUGAAAGUUGGCAGGAGAGCGUAUACGCUCGACGCAUGCGCGCUGACCGCACUCUCCAGCACCAAAUAAGAGUUACAGAGAAACGAGGUGAGUUCCAUAAAAUCCAAAUAAUUUCUUCGUUUUAAAACAUUGGAUACUAACAACCGCCGCUUGCAAAAGGACAUGCCUUGUUUUACAGUUUGCAUGGAGUUUGGUUUAUGACGUCGCCUUUUAAAGAUGGGAAUAUUUGUAAUGAUGACGUUCCCUGAAAGAUGGCAGAAAAGCCCCCAGCCGAUACCUCAAGCUCGGAGACGGACUUCGACAUGAUGAGCGCCUUGGACUGGCAGAAUGGCAUUGCCACCCUUCCUGGCAGCGACAUACGGUUUCGUAUGAAUGAAUUUGGAGCUCUGGAGAUCAUUACAGAUGGGGAGAUGGAAGCUGUGCAGGCAGCUGCCAUGGCAACAGAGUCUUCAGACCCCUCUCCUGCAGACAAGCCCACCUCUCCUGAGGAGGGCGUGGCAGGCGGCACAGCCGUCGUGGAGUCUGCAGAGCCCGUCCACCUGGCCCCCAGCAUCGUGACCCCGGAGGAGGCCCCCAGUGUGGAGGUGGUGUCCUGUGGUACCUGCGGGGCCUCUGGCACCUUCGAGAACUUCGAGGGCAAGUUCUGCAGCAAGGCCUGCUUUCAGUCACGCAACAACAGCAGCAGCAGCAGCAGCAGCAGAGCCAGCCCGGUGGAGCAGAAGAACGGAGAGACGGCCAGCAAUCCCAGCAACGAGAGCGCGCGGCCCCUGAAACGCAUCCGCAGGAAGAGGAAGCUGCUCACAGAGUCGGACGAUGAGGAGGUGGAGAAUCCAGAGGAGGAGGAGGAGGAGGAAAAGUCCAAAGUUGGAAAAGGACGCAGAGCAGCCAAGCAGACAAAGCUAGUGGCCACAGCCUCUGGGAAGAAGAAGGUAUGGAGCUGGCCGGCUUACCUGGAGGAGGAGAAGAUGAUCGCUGUGCCUCUGAAACUCUUCAAGGAGCACCAGUCGUUCCCUCAGAGCCGCAAUGGGUUUAAAGUGGGUAUGAAGAUGGAAGGGCUCGACCCCCUGCACCCUUCCAUGUUCUGCGUGCUGACUGUGGCUGAGGUGCAAGGCUACCGGAUCCGGCUGCAUUUUGACGGAUACCCGGAAUGCUAUGACUUCUGGGUGAAUGCAGACUCCUGGGAUGUGAAGCCAGCAGGCUGGUGUGAGAAAACCGGGAACAAGCUGCUUCUUCCAAAGGGUUGCAAGGAUGGCGAGUUUAACUGGAACACCUAUGUGAAGAACUGCCGGGGGCAGACCGCCCCUAAGCACCUCUUCAAGAGCCUCAACACAUCCGUGACACCCUCAGGGUUCCGGCCGGGGAUGAAGCUGGAGGCGGUUGAUAAGAAGAACCCGUUUCUGAUCUGUGUGGCCAGCAUCGCCGCUCUGGUGGACAACCGUCUGCUCAUCCACUUCGACAACUGGGACGAGAGCUACGACUACUGGUGUGAAGCCAGCAGUCCCUACAUUCACCCAGUGGGCUUCUGUCAGGAAAUGGGGUUAACCCUUACAGCGCCAGCAGAGUACAAGCACCCGAAAAGCUUCUCCUGGGAGAAAUACUUAGAGGAGACGGGAACCCAGGCAGCCCCGGCAAGAGCCUUCAAACAGAGACCCCCCCAUGGCUUCCAGGAGAACAUGAAACUGGAGGCCGUGGAUAAGAGGAACCCCAUGCUGAUUCGCGUCGCCACCAUCGCUGCCACAGAGGAACAUCGCCUUAAGAUCCACUUUGAUGGCUGGAGCCAGGAGUAUGAUUACUGGGUGGAUGCAGACUCCCCUGACAUUCACCCUGUCGGCUGGUGUGCCAAGACUGGGCACCCCCUGCAGAACCCGCAGGGACCGGUCGACUCCAGCACUCCCCCGGGACAGGGCUGCCCCACGCAGGGGUGUCACGGAAUCGGGCACAUCAAGGGACCCCGCUACGGAACACACUACACUGCGGUAAGCUGCCCAUACUCUGAAAUCAACCUGAACAAGGAGGGGCUUCUUCCGGACCGGCUGAUUGGAGAGAAGCCGCCCACACUGGCAGGGCCACAGAAAGGAAAAAGAGUGGAAGCGCCGGCGCCGACGCCCACUGUGCCAGAGCCCUCGGACGACUCUCCACAGUCCAGGAAGUCGUGGAGCACAGAGAGCGAGCGGUCGGGCCGCAACAGUGCCCAGUGCCUCCCUGAGCAGACGCCGAGCACCGAGGAGAGGACAGAGGGCACCGGAGAGCCCAGCGAAAACGGCAUCAAGGCCAGAAAGACUGGUCCAAUUCCCAAAUGUUUGAAGCUGCACCUGGUAAAACAAGAGCUGGGAGAUGGAAAAGAGACAGCGCUGAGUCUGCAGGAGGCGCUCCACGAGUCAGUGUUCAUACCUCCCUUCUCCUCGAACCCGGCUCACCGCAUCCAGGUGUGCUGGGAGCAGCACUGCAGGUUGCUCCCUGAGGUGCUGGGGCUCACCGCCAAGGGAGUGGCAAAGUGGACCAUUGAGGAGGUGGCCAGCUUUGUUCAGGGAUUGCCUGGAUGUAGAGAACAUGCUACAGUUUUCAGGAAUGAACAGAUAGAUGGGGAGGCUUUCCUCCUGCUGACCCAGGCAGAUAUCGUGAAGAUCCUGGGCAUCAAGCUGGGGCCGGCACUCAAGAUCUACAACUCCAUUCUCAUGUGCAAGAGCGCCGACGAGGAGUGAGGCGGCAGGCGGCCAGGUUAAUGAACUCUGAGCGAGCAAACACAACUGGAGCUGCUAGAACACUCCACCCCUUGAGAAAAGAACAAAACACUUAGACCUCACUUCCACAAACUUCUCAUACACAGCCCUUUCAUCCUCCUAAGAGAAACUCAGAAACCAUGUAAAACUGUCCAGUUCAGCCCAUCACUUAAACAGGGGGAGGAAAAGCACACAGGCAAUGCUGUUCCAGGUAAAGUUCCUGUGUGUCUACACAGGUUGCUUUGUUCUGUACCUGUUUUAAACACCAGAUGGUGGUAGAGGGCUGUUUUGAAGUAAGCGCUAGUGCAAAGGCACGUUUUCAAAGAGGAACAAAACCAGCGAGGCACAAAUCAGAACAAUAACUUACUUGCAUCUUCCUGAUACAAAGAGAUUUCUUGCUUGUUUUAAACUGUUGCAAUGGUCUUUGCACUCGAUUCAAAUUGGAGAGCUGUGACCUGCUAUCAGUUCUGGAUUUGUAUUCAUCCUGUCGUCUGUGUCUGUCUUGAUGAAAAUGAUUCAACUCAAGUGUAAUCCAGGUGAUUAUUGACCCAACUGUUCUCUGAAACUGUCAAUGUGCAAAGAGUCUAUUCAGCAUAUGAGAAAGAUAACCUCAUACACACAAAAUUAACUUUUAUGGAAUGUAAUUUCAAAUAGUAAGUCAGAUGUCAUUUUAUUUGCUUUUUCCCUUACUGUUUGGUAUUGGCAGUCAUUACCCCUCUACAUAUUGUCAUAUUGUCGCAUGAUGUGAAUGGACGAGGAAGUCUGCUCAGUCUUGGCACAUAGGAUUCUCCAGACAAGCUCAAAGCCAGGUACAGGCAAAUUUAGAAUGAAACAAAGAGAGAACUUGAUAUUGUAGCAACAGACUCCAGAACUACGCAGAACGAUUGCAACACCAUUAAUAGUUAGGAACGUUCAACGACUAUUUAAAUGACGUUUGACAGAAACAGUAGGCAAACGUUUCAUGAAUUGAAUCAAACAAAACCAGCAUUACAGAAAUAAGGUGGGCGUUUUGAAAGUUUUGCUUAAAGGGAUCUCUGUUUUCACUCGGUGUGAGGUUUGACUGGCUAAUCCAAGCCCUAGGCCUGUUUUCCCAAUGUGUCAGUUAUACGCUUCUGCAAUUCACUUUGGAAUUCAUAUAGCACCUUUCAGGGCAAUUUCUUCCCAAGGCACAUUGCAAGAGUCAUAAUUAAAUAUUAAAUCAAUUAAAAUAAAUAAAUAAAACUAAUAUUUUUUAAUCUCCUAUACAUCCCAACUCAUAAAUAACUAACAAGCCACAAGCUAAUUAAUUAGGAAAAAGUCUUUUCAGAAGAGAUGCCAUUUGAACACCGUCCUAGACUAUGAAUCUGACAGGAAGCGUCAGGGAACUUCAGGAGUUCUGGGUAAAAAUAAACCCUUUUAAAGACUGAAUAACUUCAGGUGUAGUUCUAGUGUCCACAGCUCUGUUACUCCAGGUUUAAGCUGUAUUCAUUUAAGUUGUCUGGCUUUCAGAAAACGUUCCUUCCUUCUAAGUGACUGGCUAUAAUUUAAUCAUUGCAGAUUGACCACAAUUCCACUUGAAUUCAAUAUGAAACGCUACAGGCAUAGCAACAACUAAUGCACUGGGAUUCCUUGGAAUUUGCAUCCAUUAUUUUAUAGUGUAAAAGAUACAACUGUAGCAACUCGGAAUCUCGAAAAUGGUAAGGGAACGAUUUAGGAGAGAAAUUCAAAUGGAAUAUGAAGCUGUAUCCUCUUUCAAUAGACAGACAUUAUAGUUAUGAUGUUUUAUUCAUUAGGUUUGGGGUAUGUAGAACCACCCACCCCCUGUGAAAUCCCCCUUUAUAAUGAGCAAAUUGAGUAGCGCCCGACUCCUGUUUCUCUGGUCACACUUACAGAAGGCUAAGGAGGUUGUGGUAUUAGUAAGAUGAACCAUUUAUUAAAGUUCAGAGCACAUUUACCUGGGCUGAUUUGCUCAAGUCGCUGUUCAUUUCAGUAAUACAUCUAAAUGAAUGUAGUUUGGAAACCCAAGGCAGGGCGCCAGGCCCCGGCAAGCUUUCUUAUUCUGGACAUAGUCGACAACAUCUUAGCCAGAUAUACUGGAGCAAGCAAAACCGAAUGUUACAAUACAUUCUAAAUGUACCUCCCAGGAGCCUGUUCUGUGAAAUCAGAACGCAAAAAAGAAAAGGCACAUUUACUGUACUCGCUGAAUAUUAUUAUUAUUGAGAUUGAAAAGCAAGCUUUUUACUUUGAAUAGUGGUGUUCACAGUUUAGUUGGGUGUCUGUUCAAAUUGUUAAUAAUUGUAGAAGAAAACAUUAUUUUAUAUAUAUAGAUUGAGCUGAAGAAUUUGUGGUUUGCAACUUGUACACUUAAAACUCUUAUAUUUGUUUGUUUGUUUAUUUAUUUAUUUAUUUAUUUUUUAUUGAUCGGCUUUUCAACCAAGCUCAUUUUGGCUUGGAUAAGUGGACAAUUUGCUUCAAAAUAUCAUACAAAACUUGCUUUCAAAAUGUCACACUUAAUGCCACUUGUCACACCUCCCACCACCUUACCCAAGCUAUGGCACUUACUGCUUCUCUGUUGCUUUGUGACUCCUGUGUAUGAACCAUGAGUUCACUUCCUGUGCAGCAGGUAUUAGAACAGCACCUGAGCCCAAAGUUCUGUAGUUCAUGCUUAGGUAGACAUUCUCGACUAACGCUGUCACGUGACAUUUACAUGUUUGUUUUUUUUUUUUUUUAGAUGUUCUGUAAGGGACAACUUUGUGAAACAUUUAAAAACCGAGUGAGCACCUUGAAAAACUUUUUUUUUUUUUUUUUUUUAAUCUGUGAAAGUCUUUUGAACAUCUUUGCCGAGAGAAUUUGCAUACCCAUUCAAUGUUCAAAUCCUAAUCCUCGAACAAAGCCUUGAUGAAGAGGCCCUUCUUUUAAAAGUGUCGCCACAUGCACAUUGAGGUUUAGUAAUUAAUCAAGGGAGUUUAGCUGGGGAGGCUCAAUGAGCUGCAGUUUUGUUCGUGUCCAGUAGGCUGCGCUGUUGUACAGUUACACAUACACCGUUUCUUAAAUGCUUAUAUAUGCUGUUGUGUUGUAACUUUUUUUGUAUUUGUUUUAUUUUAUGAAAUGUGUAUUUAAAAACACACAACACUUCUCAAAUUGAAUGUUUAAAAAAAAAAAAUAAUAAUCUGCCUCACACAAAAACUGUGAAUUAGUUUAGGGAGGAGGGCAGGACUUUUUGUUAUGUUUUUAUAUUUAAUGUACUUAAAACACAGACAUAGGAAUGACAAUGUAGGUAAGCUAUACCUCGUCGUUUUAUAGUUUCAGAGGAUCUACUUGCACAGCAUUAUUCUAAACGAGAUUGUAUACAAUGAAUUGCUGGGUAUAUUUUGUAUGAAAUAUGUUUUUUUGGGGGGUGGGGGGAUUUACUAUUAUUAAUAAUUUGUCCUCAGGACUGUAACUGUGUUUGUGUAAAUGCUAAUGCAAGUAUCUGAUUUAUUGAACCUGCAGCUUUAGAGAAGGGUUUAAAAGGGGAAUCUAAGCGUCUGCUCCUGGUAUUUCCUGCAUACAUUUUGCAGAACCCAGAGAUGUACUAAACAGUAUAGCAAACUGAUUUCCCUUUUCUAAGAAAUACCGCAGUUCUCUUUAAAAUAAAUAAAAUGAAAACGCAGUUACAUGAUUUGUCCACCAGGUGGUACUGUGAUAACAAAAAAUCCUUUAGAAAUAAAGGUACAUUAAAAA
Polyodon spathula (Mississippi paddlefish) is the source of this 6533-nucleotide messenger RNA. It is a transcript of the gene l3mbtl1b, whose product is annotated as L3MBTL histone methyl-lysine binding protein 1b. Gene Ontology annotation, biological process: regulation of DNA-templated transcription. Gene Ontology annotation, molecular function: protein binding; zinc ion binding. Gene Ontology annotation, cellular component: nucleus. Lineage: Eukaryota; Metazoa; Chordata; Actinopteri; Acipenseriformes; Polyodontidae. The record is from RefSeq and is a predicted model, not a curated record. The transcript is spliced from 22 exons. Bases 363 to 2813 code for a protein of 816 amino acids.